AUAGCUCUUUAGAAUUUUCACGAUUUUCUUAUCGCGGCUAUAUUAGGAACAUCGAUUGCCAUUUGGACGGCAGUCGUGUUUUGUAAAACGGACGAAAAUGAGGUUUAUUUUAUUACUGCUGGCUUCCUGCUGCCUCUGGGAGGCGGUACUCAGCUGCGCUAGCAUCGAACAACGCUAUAAGUUCGCGAAUAGUAAUAUCUACGUGAGGCUCAGGCGAGGCGAUAAGCUGCAAUAUGAACUGAUGAAGGGUGAAAAAACGCUUCAGACUGUGACCUUUGACAACUUUGAGAGCAGUGCCAAUCUGGUGGAGACUAGCAGUGGUAGUUACCAAUUAACCGAUGGCACAUCCACCGUAGAGUUUACCCUGGUUAAGAAUGGUGUGGUUACUGGCACAGGCAGUGAGAUCACGCAUGUGAAAGUUUCCCGAGAUCAAGUUCUGCAGGGCACUCAGCCCAGAGAUUGUUUCCCCCUUAACGUUGGAUCCACCCACUGGUUCAGUGGUCCGGAGCAGAAACAACACUACUGGCCAGUCGAACGACAGAGGCAUAGCAAUUAUUCAUACCUGCCCAAGGAACUGGACAACUUUGGCGUAGGUGAGCGGUAUUGGCUGAACGGCAAUGGAGUCUUUCUGUAUGUGGAGAGCAAUACUCCACUUUUUAUUGAUCAGAAUACAGCGGAUCAUCCGGAUCACCUGUGUCUCAGUGCCACCAGUGCCCUGCCCUAUGAUCCCCGAGUGACCUCCGCCAAGUUUGUAUAUCACAUUGCUGUGGCCAAAGAUGCCAAGGCAGCUCAUAAGUAUGCUGUGAAAACUUUCCACGGACAACCUACUGGCUUUCCCGAUGAACGAAUGGUCAGGCAUCCAGUGUGGUCCACCUGGGCUCUUUACAAGGCUGAGGUCACCGACGAUGUAGUGCGGGACUUUGCUAAGCAGAUCCUGGAUAAUGGUUUUAACAACAGUCAGCUGGAAAUCGAUGAUGACUGGGAGGAUUGCUAUGGAGCCCUGACCUUCAGGAAGAAUAAGUUCCCCGAUACAAAGACCUUGACCGAUGACCUCAAGGCUCUGGGUUUCCGUGUUACCCUUUGGAUUCAUCCUUUUAUUAAUAACAACUGCACAGCUAUUUACAAUGAAGCCAAAUCUCUGGGUUAUCUGGUGCUCGACCACGAGGGGAGUUCCGACACGCAGUGGUGGAACAGUCAGCCCAAAGAUGCAGCCAUUCUUGAUUUCACGAAAACUGAAGUUCAGGAGUGGUUCACCAAACGUUUGAAGGUUCUGCAGGAUGAAGAUGGAAUUGAUAGUUUCAAGUUCGAUGCUGGAGAGACUAGUUGGCUCCCUAGUGAUCCCGUACUCCAGGGCAGCAGUUCCAUGGUAACUCCUCUGCAAGCUGUCGGAGAUUACGUGCGAACUGUAGCUGCUUUUGGUGAUAUGGUGGAAGUACGGUCAGCCCAGAACACUCAGGAGCUGCCCAUCUUUGUACGCAUCGUUGACAAGGAUUCCGAAUGGGGCUGGAACAAUGGCUUGAUCACACUGAUCACUUCUAUGCUGCAAAUGAACCUUAAUGGAUAUCCUUUUGUUCUGCCUGACAUGAUUGGUGGUAAUGGUUACUACGAGAAGCCACCUACCAAAGAGCUCUUCCUGCGCUGGCUUCAGGCUAAUGUUUUUAUGCCUGCCCUGCAGUUCUCCUUUGUGCCCUGGAAUUUUGACACUGAGGCCAUUGAGAUCAGCAAGAACUUUACCGAUCUCCAUGCCAAUUACACGCCUUACAUCAUGAAACUUUUCCAGCGAGCGGUGGAUUCUGGCGAACCUGUGAAUGCCCCACUCUGGUGGAUAUCCCCCACUGAUGAGGUGGCGCAGUCCAUCUAUGACGAAUUUCUUCUGGGCGAUGACAUCAUCGCUGCUCCUAUCGUGGUUGAGGGCGCCAUCAAGCGAGACAUUUACCUGCCGGAGGGAGAGUGGCAAGAUGGCAAUAGCGACCAGGUGUAUACCGGACCCACAUGGGUGAUGGACUACUCCGCUCCCUUGAACACUUUGCCCUACUUCCUCCGCGUGGGCUUUACACUGGAGUAGAAUGAAAAGUAGUUUCUAGUAUAUAUUCUUUUAUUCUAAAAAACGAUCAAAACUCAAUAAAGUAAACUAAAUAGAAAA
Drosophila eugracilis is the source of this 2143-nucleotide messenger RNA. RefSeq names its product myogenesis-regulating glycosidase (gene tobi). Gene Ontology annotation, molecular function: hydrolase activity, hydrolyzing O-glycosyl compounds. Gene Ontology annotation, biological process: carbohydrate metabolic process. The transcript is spliced from 2 exons. The record is from RefSeq and is a predicted model, not a curated record. Bases 98 to 2065 code for a protein of 655 amino acids. NCBI's taxonomy places the organism in Eukaryota, Metazoa, Arthropoda, Insecta, Diptera, Drosophilidae.